Apiotrichum porosum is the source of this 2775-nucleotide messenger RNA. RefSeq lists its product as uncharacterized. Gene Ontology annotation, biological process: glucan catabolic process. The record is from RefSeq and is a predicted model, not a curated record. The transcript has 4 exons. Gene Ontology annotation, molecular function: beta-glucosidase activity. Bases 1 to 2775 code for a protein of 924 amino acids. NCBI's taxonomy places the organism in Eukaryota, Fungi, Basidiomycota, Tremellomycetes, Trichosporonales, Trichosporonaceae.
AUGCGUCUCCUCCCCCUCAUCUUAACGCUCGGCGUCCUCGCCCGUGCCCAAAGCAACACAACCGAACCCACCGUUACCGCUUCGUCGCCAUCCGCCGAGUCCUCUCCGUCGGAAACGGCAUCGGACACUGCUUUGUGGACCGCGCCCGCAUCUGUCAAUGAGACGAGCACUGCCGAUGUGCCGACUGCGACCGACUCUACAGCCACUGGCUUGGAGUCCGCAGGUAACGGUACAGCGGUUCCUUCGCCCACCGUCACCGAUCUUUCAAACGGGACUACUGUUGGUGCUGACACUGCGACGCUCACCACCGCCCCGGAGGCUAGCUCUACGACGGCCGCUGCGGCGGCUGAGUGCUCGUUCUGCACCGUCCCAGCCGGUUACACCAGUGAGGAUGUUCCCGCCCCACUCGACAUUGAGGACAGCUUCAGUCCUGCGUGGCGCAAGGCCCACCGCAAGGCAGCUGCCUACCUCAAGGGAUGGACCAACGAGGACAAGGUGAAGCUUGCAACUGGUGAAGGGUGGAUGGUCGGCCGCUGUGUCGGUAACACUCCUCCCGUGGCGGAGCGUAACUGGACCGGACUGUGUCUCCAGGACGCUCCGCUCGGCGUGCGCUUUGGCGAUUUCGUCAGCUACUUCCCUCCAGCCAUCAACGUUGCUUCCACCUUCGACAAGUCUCUCAUGUACAAGCGUGGAUAUGCCAUGGGCCAAGAGCAUCGCGGCAAAGGAGUCAACAUCCAGCUCGGCCCCAUGACCAACAUGGGUCGUGUCGCUGCCGGCGGUCGUAACUGGGAAGGGUUCGGUGCGGACCCCUAUCUUUCUGGACAUGGCACCUACCAGACCGUCAAGGGUAUCCAAAAGGCGGGCGUGCAGGCAUGUGCCAAGCACUUUAUCCUCAACGAACAAGAGCGCAACCGUACCACCUCGAGCUCCAACGUCGACGACCGCACCCUGCACGAGUUCUACCUCCACCCAUUCUUGCGUGCGGUUCAGGCCGACGUGGCAUCCUUCAUGUGCAGCUACAACCUGAUCAACGGAAGCUGGGCGUGCCAGGACUCGAAGACGCAGAACGGUAUCCUCAAGACUGAGCUCGGCUUUGGAGGUUUCAUCAUGAGUGACUGGGACGCCACGCAUUCAGGUGUCCUCUCUGUUCAGAAUGGCCUCGACAUGACUAUGCCAGGAGACAUUGGAUACAGUGGAGGUCUCACGACCUUCUUUGGCGCAAACCUCACAAACUCGGUCACCAACGGAAGCAUCCCCCAGGCGCGUCUUGACGAUAUGGCUCAGCGCAUCGUUGCCGCUUGGUACCUGGUCGGCCAGGACAAGGGCAACUAUCCGGCCGUCAACUUUGACAGCUGGACGACCACCGGUCCCAACAACAGCCACGUCGAUGUCCAGGGCGACCACUACAAGCUCAUUCGUCACAUUGGUGCUUCGUCCGUCGUCCUUCUCAAGAACGUCGACAACGCCUUGCCCCUCGUCAAGCCCAAGUCGAUCGCCGUCAUCGGCUCCGACAUGGGCCCAUCAACCAGGGGCCCCAACGGCUACUCUGACCGCGGUGGUGAUGAGGGAACUCUGGCUUCUGGCUGGGGCUCUGGUACCACCAACUUCCCGUACCUUGUCGAUCCGCUCGAGGCCAUCUCCCUUCAGGCGCGCAAGGACCACUCGACUCUUGGCUGGUGGCUUCGUGACUGGGAGGUCGAGGGUGCCGCCACCCUCGCCGCUACCGCCGAGGUCGCCAUUGUCGGCAUCAACUCGGACAGUGGCGAAGAGUACAUCACCGUCGACGGCAACGUUGGCGACCGCAACAACCUGACCGCUUGGAACAACGGCGACGCUCUCGUCAAGGCUGUGGCUGCUGUCAACAACAACACCAUCGUUGUCGUUCACUCUGUCGGCCCAAUCAUCAUGGACUGGGCCGACCACCCGAACAUCACCGGUAUCCUUUGGGCCGGCCUCCCCGGUCAAGAGUCUGGUAACAGCCUCGUCGACGUCAUGUACGGCGCCUAUAACCCCUCUGGCCGCUUGCCAUACACCAUCGCGCGUAACCGCUCCGACUACCCGGCCGACAUUGACUAUGUCAACACCAACGACCCCGUCGAGACCAACGUCGAAUACACCGAAGGUCUGUUCGUCGACUACCGACACUUCCUCGCUCAGAACAUUACCCCGGCAUUCCCCUUCGGCUACGGUGGUAGUUACACCAACUUCUCGUACUCGAACAUCAAGGUCACCCCUCUUGGCCGCGGUAAGCGCGACUACGACUUGCACGACCGCGAGUCCAUUCCGGUCAACUCGUCUGUGAUCUCUGUGCACGAGUCCCAGACGGCCGCUCCUGCGACCAACACGGAUAUCAGCGCGGCUGGGAACAAUGUCACCGACCCCGCAGCCACGAAUUCUUCCGCGGGCGACAACAGCACCUCGACCCCUCUCACCGCUCAAGUUGGCACCUCUGUCUCGAAGAAGCUCCACAAGGCCCGUUGGUCCGUCUCUGCCGACAUUACCAACACCGGUGCCGUGAACGGCUGCGAGAUCCCGCAGCUCUACCUAUCCUUCCCCGAGGGAUCUGGCGAGCCGCCCCGCGUCCUGCGCGACUUUACGCGUAUCAACCUGGACGCCAACGCCACCAGCACUGUCACGUUCAAGCUCAGCAGGUAUGACGUUUCGAUCUGGAACGUUGUCGAGCAGGCAUGGACGAUCCCCAAUGGCACGUUUACCGCCAUUGUGGCGCGUCACUCGUUUGACGAGGACGGUGUCUCGGCCACAUUCACGCCCUAG